UUCUGUUCUGUUCAGCGUUCAACGUUCAGUGUUCAUCGUUCUGUGUUCAGUGUUCGUUCUGUGUGUGUUUCAUGUGCGGUGCACGGUGUGUGCGGUGUUCAGUGGAGUAACGACCACAGCUGCAAACGGACGUGUCGUGACGUACUCGAUAAGAUAAAACACACACAAUCCAAAUCGAAAUCCAAAACGAAACAGUUCAACAUCAAAUUACGAAAGUAAAUAAUCAAAAUUAAAAAUCAAAAGUGACAAAAUUAAAAGACAAGCAAAUCCAAAUCAAAAACGAAACAUCAAAUUACGAAAGUGUAAAUCAAAGGUGACAAAAUUAAAAGUUUCAAGUGUUUGCACCUUGAAAAUCCAAUCGAAGUGUUCGUUGCGGUGUCGUCCUCGUGAAGCGCGCGUGUGUGUCUGUGUGACAAAAUUUCGACGGCAUAAAAUGUAAGCCCGAGCUGCACAAGAUUCAAAAUGCGUUUCAGUGCGUGGGCCUAAAACAAAGCGCAAAGCAAAAAGCAAAGGCGAAAGCAACGUUUCAUCUGUAAAACACUCUCUUGCUCUGUCCUCUAAACUAUAGCCUAUAACUAGACCAGCAAAUACUAUAUACUACUAUAUAUAUAUAUACUAUUCGAUAUAUACAACAACUCGACAACUGUGCGUGUACUUCUUAGUCAGCUAUCUCGCAGCACAGACAAACAAGCGUAGCGUAUUAGAGCGUCCUUUCCCAUACAAAUGCUGCCAAUAAACGCCUAAAAUCAGCCCAAAUAAUAAGCCCAAAACACAACCAGAAAAUAACUGUGAUCAUAGCCUAAAACACGCAACAACAAUAACAACAAAAACAACAACAACGACCAGCAAACCAGCAACCAGCCAGAGGAAGAGGAGACAAUGAGAAUGACCAUCAGAAGCCGCUAAAGAACUCAAGGAACUCUGAACACUCAAAAGCAAAUCGAGAGCCAAAAGCGUGCCACACUCACAAUUGAUGCCCAAUUUUACUGAAUUUAUAGAUCUGCAGAUACUGUAAAUACAGUAAAUUGAAAUCAAUUGCGCAGAGCAAGAGCCAAGACGACGACAGACAAUUAAGUGGCAAAGCAGGCUGGACGGUGGUGGAUGUAAUGACAACAAUUGACGCGAUGUAGCGCAGACUUAUGGUCGGCGAACGCGACAGGGACCGUGAGGCGGUACGCUGGGCAACGGGUGAAACAACACCGCUUCAAAACAAUAAUGGAGUGUUACAAAUGGUCGGGCAAUUGCAUGGUGGACAGGCUGCUAGCCAACAGCAGCAGCAACAACAGCAACAACAACAAACUCAACAACAGCAACAGUCUAAGCAACAGCAACAGAAACUGCAGCAACAGCAACAGGAGCAACAACAACUGUUUUAUCAGCAACACGAGGCAACUGCGCGUGGACUGCAACUUGCGAGCACAGCCGACGGCGGCGAUAAUCAGCCCUAUUACGAUACAAGCGGUAAUGUCGAUUGGGAGAGAGCGAUGGGAGCCGGUGGAGCUGGUUCAUAUGGUUGCAUCGGCGGAGGUGUCACAGCAACUGGCGGCGGUGCUUAUAACAGCAAUGCAUCUAAUGCCAUCGGCGGUGCUGUCCUCAACAAUCGUCACCUGGAUUACCCUGAUGGCAGCCACCUUGCUGGCCCAUCCGCCGCAGCAGCGGCUGCUGGCCAUGGCCUGGGAGCAGCUAACACAGCUGGAGGAUCGCUGCGACUCGUCGGCGUCGGCGUCGGCGGGGGAACGUCGUCGUCUGUUGGCACUGGCGGCGGCAGCACGGGGGCCAUUGGCAAAGAAGUUCGUUACGCUCCAUUCCCAGUUACAUCACCAACGCAUUCAAAUCCCACAACUUCCCAGCAACAACUGCAACAGCUGCAGCAACAGCAACAGUUGCAACAACAAAUGGCACUCGGAGGUGGUGGUGGUGGAGCCGGCAGCGGCAUUGGUGGUGGCAGCAUUGGCGGCCCCGCUGGCAGCCUCGGCGGCGGCGGUGGCGGUGUUGGUAGUGGUGGUGUUGGUGUUGUCGGCGUCGGUGUCGGUGUCGGAGUUGUUAUGCUGCCACAAACAGGUGGAGGAGUCGGUGGAGGUGGAGGUGGCUCAAAUGCCGGCGGCAUUAGCCACAGCAAUACAACGGGCGCUCUGCAGCGGACACAUUCCAGAUCCAUGUCCUCCAUACCGCCGCCGGAGCCGUUCAUGAUAGCGCAAUCGAAGCAAAUGAACAGCCGCGUCUCCAUCAAUGUUGGUGGCGUUAAGCACGAGGUGCUCUGGCGCACCUUGGAACGCCUGCCGCACACGCGUCUCGGCCGGCUUAGGGAGUGCACCACCCAUGAGGCCAUCAUUGAGCUGUGCGACGAUUAUUCGCUCGUCGACAACGAGUACUUCUUCGAUCGCCAUCCGAAGAGCUUUAGCUCCAUUCUCAAUUUCUAUCGCACUGGCAAAUUGCACAUUGUGGAAGAGAUGUGCGUGCUUGCGUUUAGUGAUGAUCUGGAGUAUUGGGGCGUUGACGAACUCUAUCUCGAAUCAUGCUGUCAGCACAAAUACCAUCAACGCAAAGAGAAUGUGCACGAGGAGAUGCGCAAGGAAGCCGAAUCAUUGCGUCAGCGGGAUGAGGAAGAGUUCGGCGAAGGUAAAUGCGCUGAGUACCAAAAAUAUCUCUGGGAACUGCUCGAGAAGCCCAACACGAGUUUCGCUGCGCGGGUUAUCGCAGUGAUAUCCAUACUAUUCAUAGUCCUGUCUACCAUAGCCCUGACGUUGAACACCCUACCACAACUACAACACAUUGACCAUGGUACACCACAGGAUAAUCCGCAAUUGGCAAUGGUUGAGGCCGUGUGUAUCACGUGGUUUACCCUUGAGUACAUACUUAGGUUUAGCGCCUCGCCGGACAAGUGGAAGUUCUUUAAGGGCGGCCUUAACAUAAUCGAUCUAUUGGCAAUACUCCCAUACUUUGUUUCGUUAUUUUUAUUGGAAACGAAUAAGAAUGCAACGGACCAGUUCCAGGAUGUGCGCCGGGUGGUGCAAGUAUUCCGCAUCAUGCGCAUCCUGCGAAUCCUUAAGCUGGCCCGUCACUCAACGGGCCUGCAGUCGUUAGGCUUUACGCUGCGUAACUCAUAUAAGGAACUCGGUCUACUAAUGCUGUUCCUGGCCAUGGGCGUUCUCAUAUUUUCUUCGCUGGCAUAUUUUGCCGAAAAGGAUGAAAAGGAUACAAAAUUCGUUUCAAUACCGGAAACAUUUUGGUGGGCGGGUAUUACAAUGACAACUGUUGGCUACGGGGACAUCUAUCCCACAACUGCACUGGGAAAGGUUAUUGGUACUGUGUGUUGCAUAUGCGGUGUUCUGGUAAUCGCUUUGCCUAUUCCCAUCAUCGUUAACAAUUUUGCUGAAUUUUAUAAGAAUCAGAUGCGACGCGAGAAGGCCCUCAAGCGACGCGAGGCGCUCGAUCGUGCCAAACGCGAGGGUAGCAUUGUCUCCUUCCAUCAUAUCAAUCUAAAAGAUGCGUUCGCCAAAUCAAUGGAUCUCAUCGAUGUGAUUGUCGACACAGGCAAGCAAACAAAUGUUGUGCAUCCGAAAGGUAAAAGACAAAGCACCCCCAAUAUAGGCAGGCAAACCCUUGACGUGCAAAGCGCUCCAGGCGAGAAAAAUACUUUGAUUGAGUCACCGCCGUUGCCCUCAUUCGGCACGCCACGUCGGAGAGCGUUGUCGGCUCGCAUUCAGGAGCUGAAUCGCAGUUUGCUGGAGGAGCGCGAGGCGCAGCAGCAGAAUAGCUCCAGCGACAACGAGGACAGUCGUUAGUCGCAAUGGCAGGGCAGGUGCAACCACAGCAACAACAACCAGAACCCAAGAGCCACCACCACAACCAAAGCCACAACCAUAAAACAGAAACAACCACAAGAACAACCACAACCAGAGCCACGUGACACUAAGCCUAAAUUUAGCCUAUAACUAAACUAGUUGAUGAGAGAGAGUUAUCGUAAAGCUAAACUGUUAUUGUAUAUGUAAAUUAGACAAAUGCAACUUGUUAUGUACCAACUACACACACACACACACAUCGAACACAAACACACACACACACUCAAUCUAGUCUUAGCCAAAAAAAAGUAAAAACGAAUUGUUAUUGUAAAUGUGUAUGAGAGCAAACCAAAGAACUUCCCUUUAUACUCUAUACCUAUAGCUAAACCAAAAGAGAAAAUCCAGUUCCACUGUUCAUAGUUAGUGCUAGUUUUUUAGACAUUGGCUUCCAGUUUGCCAUUUGCCAUUUGCUGCUAAGAAAACCCCAAUCAAAAAUCUAGAAUCAAUUAUACUUGAUGAUGUACGCGAACUUCCGUUUUAGGCUAUCGAAAUUCAAUGUUGUGAUUAAAUGUAAAUGCUUCUAGGCGCCAUGAAUACAAUCAGACACUCACACACACCACAAUCACACACACACACUCACACACACCCGCUCAUACACACAUGCCGCUCUCUCUGCUUGUAAACACUUUGCAAGUGUCACGCGUUGCGCAUACGCAACGUUGGCACUUGACUUUUUUCAUUUCUCGUACGCCGCCGUAUUGAAAGUUUUGCUGAUUCUCGUAUUGCCAACUUUAUUUUAUUAUUUCUUGUUUUUUGUUCAUUUUGUGGAACUAAAUGCCAUCAGCACUUGAAAAUAUUAUUGAAAUGUUGUAAGAAAUGAAAUGAAAAGUGUCGAUAACGAUCACUUAUCGAUAACACUGCUCCCAAUUCGGUAUCGCAUCUGCUCAAAUUUGCUGAUGUUUUUUGUGUACAUUUGUUUUCGUCACUACCUUUUUGUUGCCUUCUUUCAGCUGCCAAUUCGAUUUUCAUUUGCAUUCUUCUACUAUUUUUGAAAACUUUAAAGCAAAACUUUCAAGAGCUUCUUCCAUGUGUGUGUGUUUCCACUGUCGCGCAUCUGGGUGACAGUGGAAACACGUGAUGCAGGCAGCGUGAUGCUGCUGUGUGUAUGUGGCAACCUUGAACGGAGUGUUUCCCAUUCCCAAAAAUGCUAACAACACGCCACUUAAAAUACCCAAAAUGUUGACAAAACAAUCCGCGUAAGCACAAUUUUAAUUUAGUACGUAACUUAAACGUAGCUAUUAACUAGGCCUAUAACUAUAGCAAGGAAAACCAAAAAGUGAAACUUCCAGGCAUUUGUUGAGCACAAUAGUCAAAAAAAAAAGAAAAGAUCUUCGGCAAGCCGAGGCGAAUAUGUCCUGACAGAAAGAGAAAAAUAAUUUUUCCUGCCAGAACAUACAUUGAGAAUCCCUCCAAAAGUUGAUUGCAGAUAACUGUAGUACUGAUCCUGGGCCAGCAAAAAACAAACAAGAAAACAAAAGUGGGUUCAAUUGUUCCCAGCCACAUUUAAUGCGAAAACAUAACAAAAGAAAGAAGUCAGCCUUAUUUAUGAAAUUAGUUGUUGUAGCCGAAAGAGACUAAGCUUAGAUUUAUAAUUUAGUGACCGCAUCAAAAUUGUAUGUAGCUAAAAAUAUAUAUAUAUAUACAGACAUACAAAUUAUAUAUAUAUAUACUUAUGAUAUAUAUUCAAUAUAUUUAUAAAUUGAUACUUAGCAAAUGAUGGCAAAAUGUUCCUAAAAAUGCAAAGGUCAAAAGUUCAGAAAUAAAUCCAAGAAAGCAACAGCAAAAACAGCAAAAGCUUAAUAUUAUAAUAAAUUAAUUCAAUUAACGUAUAAUAUUAAUAUUAACAAAUGCCUUAUUUAAAAGCAGAACGCGCUUAGUUUGCAGCAACAAGAACAACUUAAAACAGCAAUAUAAUAUUUUAAUGUUUCUUUCCUUCAAAUGAAACAAUAAACUAAGACUACGUAAAUACUUAUUUAUCCAUAGCAGUCGCAAAUUGCAGAGCAAAGUUCUAUUAAGUGUUUAACAAAUUGUAGUUCUAAGCUAAACGCGCUGAGCAGAGUUAAAUAAAGUUAUACAAAAACCAAAAAACGAAAAACCCAAAAACAAAAUGCGAAAUAUAUAAAGCUCAUAUGUGAAUAACUAAAGAAAUAACUUAAUGAUUUGUUCCUUUAUUUUCUUUGGGAUUUCAGUUUAAAUAAAACAAAAAUGAAAAAUAUUUCUCUUGAUUUGCAAAUUGAAUUCGAAAUUCGAAUAUUGUUCAAAUAUUUCUAUCAUUGUGCACAGUUCGAAAUUGUCAAGUAACAAAAAUCGGAUCGGAUGCAAAAUGUUUCAAGCGACAUCUGCCUUUUACGUGCCUUUUACUUCUUUCUUCAAGAAAUAUGCUAACAAAAAAAAAACCGAAAGCCAAUUUAAUUUCCGUGUGUGUGUCUCUCCUUUUUAUUAUCUUUCAUUUUCCUUUCCUUUGUUUUGUGUGUGUCUCUAAAAGCGUCUAAGAGUGAAGAAGAAAAUAUAAACGCUGCAUGCAUCUCUAUCAAUUCUAUUCUAUUCUAUUCUAUCUAUCAACAUCUUUAUUGUAUCGUAUCGUAUCGUAUCGUAUAGAAACUUUACGCUCCUUAUGCUCAAGCCAUGUAUGAACAACAACAAUAACUACUACCAACAGCAACAACAAGAACAUAUAUUAAAUUACUGUUACUAAUCGAAAUUGUAAUCGUAAUUCUCCCCCAACCUUAAAAAAUACUUGUGUCUGCAUUCAUUGUAUAUCUGUACUACUGUAAAAGCCCCGCAACUUUGUGUGUCUGUGAAUUAGCAAUAAAACCAAAACCUAAUACGCUGUAUUUCAUUUGACUUUGCUAAAGCGAUAACUAUCGUGCUGCUACUAUCGAAACUAAACAUACUAUCGCUUGGUUUAAUGUUUGACAAGAAGCAUAGCGAUGACUAUCGUUUUACUACUAUCGUAACUAACUAUCGAAACUAAACAUACUAUCGCUUAGUUUAAUGUUUAACAAGAAGCAAAGCGAUGACUAUCGUUUUUCUACUAUCGUAACUAACUAUCGAAACUAAACAUACUAUCGCUUGGUUUAAUGUUUGACAAGAUGCUGAACAUGCGUUAUACUCCGUUAUAUUCGUAUCUGUGCUUUAAUUGUGCGACUCUCUGUCAAGCCUUGAACUAUUUUGAAAAUUUAUACUCUAUGCGUAAUUUAAUCCAUAAUCCCCAAAGCCAAUGAAAAAAGGUAAACAAACCAUAAAUUUGUCGCUCAACUAAUUUAAGCUUUUCAUCAGAAAGAGCUUUGCUCUCUUUCAAUUUGAUUUCAUUUACCAAAACAAAUAACAACGACAUCAAUUUGUGCUCUGCUUGUUAUCAUAAAACCAUUCUACAAAACGAGAGUGUGAGAAGUUUAUUUAUUUUUAUUGCGCAUCACAUAGUUUUCCGUUUGAUUUGAUUUGAGCAUUUUAGCAAAAAAAAAAAAAUACAAUAAAAUAAAAUUACACUCACACAGACACAAUCCGAAUGCGUAAAUGACCAUGAAAUGUGACUUUGUCUAUAAACUAAAAAUAAGUCCUGUCUUUUCAUACAUUUGUUUUGCCGAGCAAACAUCAUAAAAAACUUUUAUAUAUUUCUUUUUUAUUUUCUUUCAAAAUCGUUCACUUAAAUCAUUAAAAUCGAAGGAAAUAGAACUAAAUAAAAUAGAGGUUAAAUUGACAGCUUUUUUCUCUCUCGACUAAUUCUACAUUUAAGCGGCAGCUCUAUACAAUUUUAAAAUUAAAUCCCUAUUUUCCUCCAAAACUGUUAUUUCGUUGUGCUAACCAACUUUAGCUAGCUCACAGUUGAUUGUUAACUAGUCUCACUCUAUACUUUAAAGAUUACAAAUAAAUGUUGUUCUCAUAUAUACACACACACUUACACACACUAACAAUUAGCUAACAAACAAAUUAUAUUCGUCGUUUAAUGUUGUUCUUACUGUAAACUUAACUACUGUUAACAAAUUAUACUCGUAAAAGUUUCUAGUCGUCGUCAUUUAACCAUCAACGUCGUCUCUCGCCAUCGUCGUCGUGAAUUACUAAGAAAAAUAGUUCAUAGCAUACUAACAUUAUCGUAUAACGACAUUCAUAAAGUGCAUAUCUCUUUCUUUUAUUCCUUUUAAUUUGUAUUUCGUCUCAUCAACAAAUCGAAUCCCAAAUAAAACGCUCAACAACAAUCAUAAAAAUAUAAAACCAAAUCCAACUCAACAAAACCAAUUCCACAAAUGGCGAAUGACAAUUGCAAAACGGCUAAACAAAUAAAAUGAAACGUUGAAAAUCAUUAAAAUAUAUUUUGCAAAUGGCGACAAAAAAUGCAUUCAUGGCUUUUUGCGUGUGCUACCCCCAACAACAACAAAAAAAAACCACCCGACAACAACAACUACAACACAACAACCAUCCAACUCGAAACAACAUUCAACUAAUGUGUUGUGAAUUCAUUCCGAAUGAAUUGCGACAAAUAAUCCUCUAACACAAACACACACACACGUACACCUAACACACACCUGCACACCCACACACACACAUACACACACAUUCGCA
Drosophila sulfurigaster albostrigata is the source of this 8402-nucleotide messenger RNA. It is a transcript of the gene Shab, whose product is annotated as potassium voltage-gated channel protein Shab. Gene Ontology annotation, biological process: potassium ion transmembrane transport; protein homooligomerization. The transcript is spliced from 7 exons. Lineage: Eukaryota; Metazoa; Arthropoda; Insecta; Diptera; Drosophilidae. The record is from RefSeq and is a predicted model, not a curated record. Gene Ontology annotation, cellular component: voltage-gated potassium channel complex; membrane. Gene Ontology annotation, molecular function: delayed rectifier potassium channel activity; protein binding. Bases 1140 to 3785 code for a protein of 881 amino acids.